CGCACCGCUUCGCCUCUGUCGGGCUGUGCCGAGGGUCUCCCUCGUCCCUCCAUCGAUGUCCUCUGCGUCUCCCCCGCAUCGCCUCGCUCUUUCCCCUUCGAAAUAUGCGAACGCAGCCGCUCGACCGCGGGCGAGUGUACUUGUGAGGAUGUCGUGGCGAUGUCGUCCGCGCGCGUGGGCGAGCCUUCUGAUUUGUCGCUCUUGCGCUUGUGCGCGAUCUUGCGGAGGUAGUGGAACAUGGUGGGCAGAGUCAAGGUGGGUCGUUCUGUACACCCGCGCCCCAGGAUCUCCUCUAUAUACGUUGCCGCGCCAGGGCUGCGUGCUUAGCGUCCGGGCGGCACAAUACGAAAGGGGCGCUGUACAGGAAUGUGUAACGCUCGCUCUGCCGGCUUCGCGCGGGCUUCAAUGCUGUGCUCGGCGAACCGACCUCGUCCAGUGCAAUAUCAACCUCAAACGUAACGUAUUCCUCGAUUUGGAGUUAGAGCGGCUGGCGCAUAGUGACUCAUGAGGCUCGUCCACUGUGCUAUGUCCGAAGGUACUCUCGCUGCGCACGGCGAGCAACCGGCGACUGCGGCAACAUGCCGACGCUUGCGGUUGGCGAUCCUCCCAGCCGAUGACGAUGUCACGAUGACUUCCGUCUGUCGGCCACUGGGGAUGAUCCCAGAAUAUGCACAUCAGUGCCGUCCGUAUCCCACUGACUUCG
This is a messenger RNA of Rhodofomes roseus, 703 nucleotides long. RefSeq lists its product as uncharacterized. The record is from RefSeq and is a predicted model, not a curated record. The transcript is spliced from 2 exons. Lineage: Eukaryota; Fungi; Basidiomycota; Agaricomycetes; Polyporales; Fomitopsidaceae. The coding region runs from base 56 to 508 and encodes 150 amino acids.